This is a messenger RNA of Cryptosporidium ubiquitum, 1650 nucleotides long. Its product is annotated as SRP101p signal recognition particle receptor alpha subunit. Gene Ontology annotation, molecular function: ATP hydrolysis activity; signal recognition particle binding; GTPase activity. The transcript has a single exon. Lineage: Eukaryota; Apicomplexa; Conoidasida; Eucoccidiorida; Cryptosporidiidae. Gene Ontology annotation, biological process: SRP-dependent cotranslational protein targeting to membrane. Gene Ontology annotation, cellular component: signal recognition particle receptor complex; endoplasmic reticulum membrane. Bases 1 to 1650 code for a protein of 549 amino acids. The record is from RefSeq and is a predicted model, not a curated record.
AUGAUAGACGCAUUUUUUGUGUUUAACAAAACUGGGCUAAUUCUCUGGUCAUAUCGAAGUGAAGAUGCUGAACCAUUGGAAAUAUUGGAACAGGUCCUUCGAGGUUUAGUGGAAAAUAUUUUUUUAGAGGAAAGGCUAACACAAAAGUAUUAUGAUCACGGUGCUUAUAGAGUGAAUUGGAGUACAAUUAAUGAAUACCAGAUUGUUCUUGCUAUUGUAUACCAGAAUGCAUACUCAACAGUCUCAACAGGUUCAUAUUUUGAGACACUACUUUCUAUGGCUAGAAAGAAAGUAGUUAAGAUUAUUUUGGAAAAUCCUGAUUCUGUAGAAGAUGAUACCUACUUCGAAGAUUUCAGAAGCCAGUUUGUUCAGAUGAUAGAUUUUUGUGAUUCUAGGUUGAUGAACAAAGGAGGAAAUAAGUCCGACCUAAGUCCUCUAAACAGCUCAGAUGAAAAGAGUUUCGGUUCCAAGAAUAGAAGUUAUGAAGGAAAACCAACCGAUUCGGAAGACAACAUUUCUCAAACUUCUAAAUUUAAAAAAACAAGUAGGCAGUGGAACAGUCAAAAAGUUACAAAGAAAAAUAUGGAACAGCUUGACUAUUCAAAAAAAUGUGGUAAUUCAGAAGACAGUCAAUCCAAGCUCAGUUUCUACGAAAGAAGUGAAGAUGAGGUUAGUGAAGAUGAGUUAGAGGAAAUAAAUCAAGAAAAAAAGGCUGUAUCAUACUGGAGCAGUUUCCUCUCAAGUCAAUUUGGUAUUCUAAAUAGUAAUACAACUUUGACAGCAGAAAUGGUUGAGAAACCUCUACAAAAGCUAAAGAGUCAACUGGUUGAAAAGAAUGUGGCGUCCGAAAUAGCUCAAGACAUUAUUGACUCAGUUUCAAAUGCCAUGGUUGGAGUAAAAACUCAAGGCAGCUUUUCUAAGUUAGAUACUAUUCUACUAAAUAGUUUAAGAGAUGCAAUUACCAAGAUCCUUUCACCUAAGAAACCUAUAGAUGUUCUAUCUGAUGCUUUGAAGGCUAAACAACACAGCAAAGUAUACUCUAUUGCUUUCCUUGGAGUAAAUGGUGUUGGAAAAUCUACCAAUUUAGCCAAAGUUUGUUACUUACUUAAAAACAAAGGGAACCUAAAUGUCCUAAUUGUCGCCUGUGAUACGUUUAGAGCAGGAGCCAUAGAGCAGCUUAAAACUCAUGCAAACUGUUUGGGAGUUCAACUUUAUGAAAAGGGAUAUGGUAAAGAUGCGGCCAUGGUCGCCAAAGAUGCGAUUUCCUAUGCUAGAGAUAAUGGAUUUGACGUUGUUCUUAUUGAUACUGCUGGGAGAAUGCAAGAUAAUGUUCCUUUAAUGAAAUCACUUGCUAAAUUAGUACAGGUCAAUAAUCCUGACCUCGUUCUAUUUGUUGGUGAAGCUCUUGUUGGGAAUGACGCUGUCCAUCAACUUCAGGUAUUCAACAAAUACCUUGUUGAAUUUGGGGAUAGACCCAUAGACGGAAUCAUUCUCACUAAAUUUGACACUGUGGACGAUAAAGUUGGAGCUGCUUUAUCAAUGGUUUAUUCAACUGGGCAACCAGUAGUUUUUAUUGGAACUGGCCAGAAAUACUACAAUCUUAAGACAUUAUCCGUCCCUUCUGUUGUAAAUGCUCUUCUUAAAUCAUAA